CUGGAACAAGAGCGCCGACAGGCGGAAUACGAGCGGCGCCUGUGGGCCAAGGACAAGAUCGUGAAGCGGUGGCGCAGCAAUCGCUACGCGCGAAAGAUCAGAGAGCUUAUCCGAUCCAAAGACCGCAUGUCGCAAAUGCAGAGGGAUGCAGAACGAAGGGCACAAGCGAAACAAAGUCUCUUCAAGAUGCUGGGCGACAUCAGUUCUGGCUACUACUAUGACGAGGCGCGCGAGGAGCGGGAGUCCAAGCGAUUCUUCGGGUACAUCAACAGUUUGGACGCAAAUACUGUGGCUCAACUGCAGACACCGACGCGGACUCCAGCAUCUUCACAAGAAGCACAGAAAACCGCUACCACUUUGACGAGGUCCUCGGACGACACUGAAGAUAAAGUCGAGGCUGAGUGGUUGUGGCAGGGAAUGAAUGCGAGGCGCAAGCGUGCGGCUGUAGUGUCACCACGGACGUCGUCGAGGACUAGUGCUAAUGCAAAUGUUGUUGAGGUAAAGGACGAACUACCAAUUCGCAUUUUGGAUCAUUAUUGUCGAGUGACACACACAGCGGCACGGGAAAAUGGUGCUAUAAUACAGCGGACUACAUUUUUGAGAUGA
Messenger RNA from Amoebophrya sp. A25, 606 nucleotides. NCBI's taxonomy places the organism in Eukaryota, Dinophyceae, Syndiniales, Amoebophryaceae. The record is from the annotation of a GenBank genome assembly.